Messenger RNA from Fusarium mangiferae, 1422 nucleotides. RefSeq lists its product as uncharacterized. The record is from RefSeq and is a predicted model, not a curated record. Gene Ontology annotation, molecular function: DNA-binding transcription factor activity, RNA polymerase II-specific; RNA polymerase II cis-regulatory region sequence-specific DNA binding; zinc ion binding. Gene Ontology annotation, biological process: DNA-templated transcription; positive regulation of transcription from RNA polymerase II promoter by galactose. Gene Ontology annotation, cellular component: nucleus. The transcript has a single exon. Bases 1 to 1422 code for a protein of 473 amino acids. Lineage: Eukaryota; Fungi; Ascomycota; Sordariomycetes; Hypocreales; Nectriaceae.
AUGUCAUCAUCAACCCAGGAUCAGCCUCGCCCCCGCAAGCGCCAUCGCAUUGCCGAGUCUUGCAAGCUCUGUCGGUCAAAAAAGACCCGGUGCGACGGCCGGCGCCCGACGUGUUCAUCUUGUCAGUCCAAGAACACGGCUUGCGAGUACAAUGAACCCAAUGUCGUGCUAUCCAGCGAUAUUCUGUCUAAGAUGGCAGAUCUUGAAGCGCGGGUACAAGCGCUGGAGAGUCUGCCAAGCAAUUUUACAGGUUCAUUCCACGUUGCUACAGGUACUCCCUCUCCGCUACCGCGUCCUAGUAAUGCCCAGUCGUCGAUCGUGGAUAAUCCAACACUGCGGUUUAUCUCAUCCGUCACUCAAACUGGACCUACGGGAGGCAGUGAUAUACAAACUCAGCCAGGCAAUCCAAAUGACCGUCCUACUUCAUUCGCCAGUAUUAACAUGAGUCAAGUCAUCCUACCCUCAAGAGAGGUUGCAGAUGACUUUAUUGAAUGUUAUGAAAGACUGGUGUAUCCUAUGUUUCCUGUGCUGCACAUGCCAAGCUUCAAGGCCAAAUACCUUCGUGUCUGGGAGUCACCAUCUAAUGACCAGGGUCUGGAUACUACCUUUGCAGCAAGCUUAAAUAUCGUUUUUGCUUUAGGCUGCCUCAACAGCUCAAAGACAGAACCAACUCUCAUAUUAUCAACAGCUGAAACCUUUUACGAACGCAGUCGUAGUAUCCUUCCACUUGAUUCACUCGAUCAACCAAGUAUCGAGGUCGUCCAGUACCUUCUCUUGACAGGGAAUUAUUUAAGCUUCACAAAAUACUCACACCGAUACUGCAACACGUUGGCGAUGGCGAUACAGGUCGCGCAGACGAUAGACUUGCAUCGGGCUGAUCAUGACACAACGAGUCAAUUGAAACGCGAGAUGGGGAGACGAGUUUGGCAUUUAUGCUUGACAAUGCAAAGGUAUUUGUUCUGUAUGCAGCGCACCAGCACCACUAAACGUCUCAGGUUGAUGUCUUCGCUGUUUGGGUGGAACACUGUACUGGUUCAUGAUAAUACAUGUCCCUUGCCCCAGAUGAUAGAUGACGAAUAUCUCCUUGAAGAAGGAGAGGGCUGUCAGCCGGCUGCAACGCCCUCAUUGUUGGAUGCUUUGGCAGUAUCCAUGAAGAUUUUUGAUGUUGUAGCUGGAGCUCGUGAAGUCAAUGCUGCGUCGUUCUCGACAGCACUACAGAUGCCGGAACUGAUGAAGAUACUCCAACUUAACGAACGUCUUACUGAGAUCGAAAACAACCUCCCCGAGCAUCUUAAGUAUAAGAACGGACAGCGAGCAAGUUCCGCAAGGGAAAAGGUUCUCCACCUCCAGGCUGAGGUAGUGAAUUUAAGGUGGUACACAAUAGUGGCACUCUAUCAAGGCAGUCAAACUUAUAAUUUCUAG